Molecule: messenger RNA, 1500 nt
Organism: Symbiodinium sp. CCMP2592
Lineage: Eukaryota; Dinophyceae; Suessiales; Symbiodiniaceae
Source: the annotation of a GenBank genome assembly
AUGGACGUUGACAGCACGACAGCAGAUCAUUCGAUGGAGGCUCCUCGUGAAGGGGAACUGUUGCUUCCUUGGGUGGAAAAGUACCGACCGUCAUCGCUGGAUCAGCUUGUGGCGCACGAGGACAUCAUCCGGAUGAUUGAGAGGAUGAUGGCAAAAAAGACAUUGCCGCACAUGCUGCUGCACGGCCCUCCGGGUACGGGCAAAACAUCGACGAUCAUGGCCCUGGCCAAGACAAUGUACAAACAGCGAUACAAGUCCAUGACCUUAGAGAUGAAUGCCUCCGAUGCGCGUGGCAUCGACGUGGUUCGCGAGCAAAUCAAGACCUUUGUGAGUGUGAAGCAGUUGUUUGGCUCCGUGGACGGGCAGCCGAAGCUGGUAAUCCUGGACGAGGCUGACAACAUGACAAGUACAGCGCAGUUUGCCCUGCGGCGGAUGAUCGAGCAGUAUGCUUCCAACUGCCGCUUUAUAUUGAUCUGCAACUACAGCAGUAAGAUCAUUCCAGCAUUGCAGUCGGUCGCGAUGCACAAAGCUUCGCUUCGCGCCACUCUCAGAGGAACAAAUCCUGGGCAGGCUCGAGUAUGUUGCAAAGGCAGGACCUUCCGAUCCACAAGCCAGCAAAGCCGGUGGGGAGUUGUUGUGAUCGCUCCCAUCUUCAAGUUAACGCUCGAUCAAGCCGCAUUGAAUCUGGUUUCCCUGACCCAGUGCGAAAAGAUCCAGCUGACACAAGAUGGCGCAAAGGCCAUUGUGCAGGCAUCGAAGAAAGGCUUAUGUUCCGGCUCCACAUCUUUAUCUCCAAGCUGUGAGGUUGCGGGUGGCGACAUGCGAAAGGUUCUGAACGUCUUCCAGACCACCUCCAUGGGCCGAUGCCUCCCAGAGCAGGACCGCCGAUUCGACCCGAGUCCCGAGUGGCCCAAGGACAUGGUGGUCGUGUGGAUGCUGGCGCCGUGUACGCUUCGACAGGGGUUCCAGCUCCGGAGGUGCAAUCAUGCGCUGAGACGCACUUCUGAGCAGUCACCGGGCAUCGCCGUCUUUCGUUGCUCGCUCCAGGAGAUCGCCCACUUUCUGCGAACACUUCUGAAUGGCACGGUGUCGUAUGCUGCUUCUCUGAAGUCGCUGAAGAGCCUGCUGCAUGCCAAAGGCUACGCUUUGGAUGACUUCUUGCAGCUGAUGCACAAGCAGAUCGUGGCCCUGGACUUGCCGGUGCGGCAACGCUUGCAGUUGACGGUGGCCCUGGCCGACGUCGAUUGGCGUCUGAAGCAGGGAUGCAGCGACGCCAUCCAGCUGGCGGCCAUCGUUGGCAUCUUCCACGAGGCAGGGAAGGCAGCGGGGCCCAGGCUCGGCCCAGGCCCAGGCACUUCUUGGAUUUCUUGGUUCGAGUUGCCAAUCCGGGGAGCCGAGCACUGGCGAUUGGCAAAACAGUCCACAGGGCAAACAGCGCCGAACCUUUUGCCGGCACUUAAGGCCUCUGUCUCGUUUUGUCUCCGCAGGAAUUCGGGCUAG